Messenger RNA from Oppia nitens, 1249 nucleotides. Its product is annotated as cytochrome P450 4V2-like. Bases 50 to 1249 code for a protein of 399 amino acids. Gene Ontology annotation, molecular function: iron ion binding; heme binding; monooxygenase activity. NCBI's taxonomy places the organism in Eukaryota, Metazoa, Arthropoda, Arachnida, Sarcoptiformes, Oppiidae. The record is from RefSeq and is a predicted model, not a curated record. The transcript is spliced from 6 exons.
AACAUUUGUGGGAAUAACUGAAAAAUUUCAACAAAAAAAUGAGGGAAUAAUGCGUCUAUGGGUUGGCCCAACACAGCCAGUGGUCAUCAUAUUUGAUGCCGAAUUAGCUGAGAUACUAUUGACUAGCAAUACAAACAUUGAUAAGUCACCUGAAUAUGAUUUUGCAAUACCAUGGCUAGGACUCGGUUUAUUUACCAGUACUGGUGACCGUUGGCGCCAUCAUCGCAAACUGUUGACCCCUGCGUUUCAUUUUAAAAUAUUGGAAAGUUUUGUACCCAUUAUUAACAAACAACAACAGAUUAUGAUGAAUAUCAUUGACGACCAACUGGCCAAACAUACCGGUGCUGCUGCUGUUAUCGAUGAUAUACGACCAUUGAUUACUAACUGUGCUCUCGAUAUUAUAUGCGAGACAGCAAUGGGUGUCAGUAUUGACGCCCAAACAGAUCCCGAAUCUAAAUACUCGAAAGCCGUACGAAAAGUUUUGGACUUAUUUACCACAAGAUUUUUGAGUCCCUGGUUAUGGAAUAAUCUAUUGUUUCAAUUGACUCCAACCGGUUAUCAACAGAGAAAUACUAUUAAAUUUUUGCAUAACUUUACUGAUUCGGUAAUUAAACGUAAAAAAUCUGAAAUUAUGGAUCGACUAAAAUCGGGUAAUAGUAGUGUCGAUAAUAAUAUUGACGACACAAUGACAUCGAUCGGUACGAAACGUGUUCUCGCAUUUCUCGACAACCUAUUGACACAAAACAUCAAAAAUCCCGACCAAUUUACCGAACGGGAUAUACGGGCCGAAGUGGACACAUUCAUGAGUGCCGGUCAGGACACGUCAUCGGCUACAACACAGUUUGCAUUGCAGCUGAUUGGCCACUAUCCCGACGUACAGGCUAAAAUUCACGAAGAAUUGGAUAGCAUUUACUCGGACGACCCGAACCGGGAUAUAAAGUUUGAUGACCUGAGACACAUGAAAUACUUGGAAAAGUGUAUCAAAGAGGCGCUACGUAUUUAUCCGCCGGUGCUGUUCAUUGCCCGCCGGAUAACCGAUGAGUUGAAGAUCAAACAGUAUACUAUACCCGAAGGUACCAAUUGUAUGGUAUUGUUCUAUCAGUUACACCGGGAUCCCAAAUAUUUCCCGGAUCCCGAAAUCUAUGAUCCGGAUAGGUUUUCGGCUGAUAAUACCAACACUAGACACGCGUUUGCCUAUACGCCGUUCAGUGCCGGACCGCGCAAUUGUAUUGGACAGAGGUUUGUAUAG